AUGCCGGCUGCCCCUGCCGCACCUACCGCGACCCCCAUCCCGCCACCGGUUGCCCCUCCUGUCGCUGCCCCUCCCGCUCAGGCCCAGCCGGCGGCGACGGAAGAUGCUGCUGCAGCUCCUCAACCUCCUCCGGCCAAGAAGAGCCGCACAAAUACUCCCUGGACCCCGGCCGAGGAGCUCCGCCUGAAGCAGAUGAGAGAUGCCGGCAGCAGCUGGGCUGAGAUUGCCAAGACCUUCCCUACUCGUACUGAGGGCAGUGUGAAGAAGCAUUGGUACAAGGACAUGCACUACGCCGAGUUCGCGGAAGACGAGAGCCAAGCCCUCCUCAACGCCAUCAAGGAGUACGAAAACAACAAGUGGAAGGUCAUCGGGCAAAAGGUCGGCAAGCCUGCCAAGGCUUGCGAACAGUACGCCAAGGAGCACUUUCCCGACCUCUACGCCAAGCCGACCAACCGGUAG
Molecule: messenger RNA, 459 nt
Organism: Colletotrichum spaethianum
Lineage: Eukaryota; Fungi; Ascomycota; Sordariomycetes; Glomerellales; Glomerellaceae
Product: transcription factor of morphogenesis MCM1
Exons: 4
Coding region: 1-459 (152 amino acids)
Biological process (GO): positive regulation of transcription by RNA polymerase II; mitotic cell cycle
Cellular component (GO): nucleus
Molecular function (GO): RNA polymerase II cis-regulatory region sequence-specific DNA binding; DNA-binding transcription factor activity, RNA polymerase II-specific
Source: RefSeq, a predicted model, not a curated record